Molecule: messenger RNA, 711 nt
Organism: Oikopleura dioica
Lineage: Eukaryota; Metazoa; Chordata; Appendicularia; Copelata; Oikopleuridae
Source: the annotation of a GenBank genome assembly
AUGUUUUUGAAAAAAGCUCUCUUCACUGCUGGAUUUGCUGCUGCUGCUACAGAUAGUGUCACCUUUGGAAUUACACUCGACGGACACACACCUCUUUGCUUGAAAUAUCAGCCACCAAACGAGGCCUUCGAUUUCGACGACUCAUUCCUGGUGCCACUUCUUUACGAAGAUCGAUCCUCGCUCUCCUUGUUCGCUAAUAUUCAGAUGGAUGAAGAUGAAGAAAAUCUUUCUGUCAACCAAGUUCUCUUCUAUUCACCUUCUGGUCACGUGUUCGACCUUUCUCUUGAAGACCUCAAGAUCCCAGAAGGUGGAUCUGAACGAAAAGACGGCAAGCUCGAUUUCGACGGUCUCAUUGCCGACAUCAACACCAACCGAAACCUCUACAUCUUCAAAACAGAAACUGGCCUGGUAACCCGCGUGCAACACUUCGGCGAAGACGGCUACCACGUGCAAAUUGCGCUGGACAAGCUCGACGACAAGGUGCGCGGACUUUUCGGAAACUUCCACGCCGGAACGACAUACAAAGUCAAGGCUGAGGCAAAGAACGGAAAGAAGCACAAAAACGGUGAAUUCGCUACUGUCACUAUCAACAAUGAAGAUUCUUCAGAAGAUUUCUCUGCUGUAUACGACGACAACAAGGCUUGCUGGAUGAUCGAAGACAGUCACUCGGACAUUCUUCUCCCGGCCUCAGAAGCUAACCUCAUGCUCUGA